Aspergillus steynii IBT 23096 is the source of this 2543-nucleotide messenger RNA. Its product is annotated as tryptophan synthase. Lineage: Eukaryota; Fungi; Ascomycota; Eurotiomycetes; Eurotiales; Aspergillaceae. Gene Ontology annotation, molecular function: tryptophan synthase activity. Bases 208 to 2307 code for a protein of 699 amino acids. The record is from RefSeq and is a predicted model, not a curated record. The transcript has 3 exons. Gene Ontology annotation, biological process: L-tryptophan biosynthetic process. Gene Ontology annotation, cellular component: cytoplasm.
UAUGAAUCACAGCAGUGGUUUAAUGGACUCUGUUACUCAUAUUUCCGAGAUCCCCACCUGGUCAGCAGGCAGUGGGGAUGCGACAAAGCGUAUAACAGCAGACGCCCUUUCCCUUCGAUCUCAUACGCAUCGAAUCUUCAUUCUCAUUCAAUGGUCUAUCUUGUCAAUUAAAUCGCCUUGCCACCUUCAACUCUGCAUCCCAACACAAUGGAGGCGUUCCAAAGAACAUUUACGAAAUGCAGAGCUGAAAGCCGCGCAGCCCUGAUCACCUACGUUACAGCCGGAUAUCCCACCGUUAAAGGGACACCGGGAAUCAUGCUCGGCCUGCAGGCCGGUGGCGCAGAUAUUAUUGAGCUUGGGGUCCCGUUUACAGAUCCGCUCACUGACGGCGUCGUUAUUCAACGGUCAAACGCUCAAGCCCUCGAGAACGGUGUUGACAUCCACUGCAUCCUGCAGAUCGUCGGAACCGCGCGCGCGCAGGGUCUGACUGUCCCGGUUCUCCUGAUGGGCUAUUAUAACCCCGUCCGGGCGUAUGGGGAAGAAAGGCUGUUGCUGGAUAGUAAGUCCGCAGGGGUGAAUGGGUUCAUUGUUGUUGAUCUUCCGCCAGAGGAGGCCUUGCGGUUUCGGACUGCUUGUAAGAGAGAAGGCCUUUCGUAUAUCCCGCUAGUUGCGCCGUCGACAACGGAUGAUCGGAUGGAUAUGCUGUGCGGUAUCGCCGAUUCAUUCGUCUAUGUUGUUUCGCGGAUGGGGGUUACCGGGGCCAGCAGGUCGCUGGCUGGAAACUUGAGCGAUCUACUUGGUCGUGUGCAUGCUCGCACUGGAGAUCGUAUUCCUGCAGUUGUGGGAUUCGGGAUCAACACUCGGGAGCAGUUUAGCGAAGUGGCUCGAAUCGCCCAGGGCGUGGUCAUCGGCAGCCACAUAAUCAUGCUCAUUGGGGAAGCGUCUCCAGGCACUGAGCCACAGGCUGUGAAAGAGUAUUGUCUUCACGUUGCAGGGCGCACCCAGGAUCAAAUCGCCAUUCAUCCUAUGAUCGAAGUUGACGAAUCCUCCGCCUCGGAGUCUGCUUCCCACGAAACCACAGAACAUCCCGGCACAGACAAAGAGGCCCGCUUCACGGAUAGACACACCCAAUUCGGGGGAUUCGGCGGCCAGUACGUCCCCGAGGUUCUCAUGGAAUGCCUGACCGAGCUGGAGAAGGGCUUCAACGAGGCCGACGCAGACCCGGGCUUCUGGGAAGAGGUUCGAUCCUACGCUGCCUACACCAACCGACCGUCAUCGCUGCACCUGGCACACCGGCUAACCGAGCACGCCGGCGGAGCCCGCAUCUGGCUCAAACGCGAAGACCUGAAUCACACCGGAAGCCACAAGAUCACCAACGCGCUGGGCCAGAUCCUGCUGGCCCGCCGACUGGGCAAGACCGCCAUCAUCGCCGAGACAGGCGCCGGCCAGCACGGCGUCGCCACCGCCACGGUCUGCGCGCUCUUCGGCAUGAAAUGCACCAUCUUCAUGGGGUCGGAGGACACGCGCCGCCAGGCCCUCAACGUCUUCCGCAUGAAACUCCUCGGUGCCACCGUCGUCCCCGUCCCCGGCAAGCACGCCAAGCACGGCGGUGGCACGCUUCUCGAUGCCGUGAACCAGGCGUUCCGGACGUGGGUGACCGAUCUGCACUCGACGCACUUCAUCAUCGGCUCGGUCUUCGGGCCUCACCCGUACCCGACGAUCGUGCGCACCUUCCAAUCCGUCAUCGGCGCCGAGACGCGCGAGCAGUUCGCCCACCUCAACGCCAACCGUCUUCCAGACGCCGUCAUGGCCUGCGUCGGCGGCGGCUCCAACGCAUCCGGCCUGUUCGCCCCGUUCUCGCAGGACCCGUCCGUCCAGCUGAUCGGCGUCGAGGCCGGCGGUGCAAACACCUCGGCUGGCAACCACUCCGCGACGCUGGGCUACGGGUCGAUUGGCGUUCUGCACGGCGUGCGCACGUACGUUCUGCAAGACGAACAUGGCCAGAUCGCCCCGAUGCGAUCGAUCUCCGCGGGCCUGGACUAUCCCGGCGUGGGGCCGGAGUUGGCCGGCUGGAAGGAAUCGCAACGGGCGAGGUUCAUCACCGCGGAUGACCGCGACGCCUUGGAUGCCUUCUCGCUGCUGAGCAGGCUGGAGGGGAUCACGCCGGCUUUGGAGAGUGCGCAUGCUGUUGCGGGGGCCGUCCGUGUGGCGAAGGAGCUGGGACGAGGCAAGGAUGUUGUUGUUUGUUUGAGUGGGAGAGGGGAUAAGGAUGUUCAGACUGUGGCGGCUCUUCUUGAUGAGCUCUGAUUUUGUGCGCGUGGGAUUUCUUAUGUUGCGUAUUCAAUGCAUUGGGGGGUCUUUCAAAUGGCUUCACGUCCGGCGCUUGAUGCGAUCCCCCGCAGGUCAAGACCAUUCAAGGAACACUUAUUCACCUGGACUCCAGAAGACAGGAAGCAACCAGAGAAUAUCCCCACCCCAAUGCAUGUACUCUAGCACAGCAAUCACAUUGAUUUAAUAAUCUCCCAACCCAUAAUACAACACCA